Molecule: messenger RNA, 1188 nt
Organism: Lolium rigidum
Lineage: Eukaryota; Viridiplantae; Streptophyta; Magnoliopsida; Poales; Poaceae
Product: gamma-gliadin B-like
Exons: 3
Coding region: 1-1188 (395 amino acids)
Molecular function (GO): nutrient reservoir activity
Source: RefSeq, a predicted model, not a curated record
AUGAAGAUCUUCCUCAUCCUUGCCCUCCUUGCCGUGGUGGCGACCAUGGCCAAUGCCACUGUACAGCUUGAUCCUAGAGGCCAAGAUCAGCCAUUUCCGCAACCACAACAACCAUUCCCACAACCACAACAACCGUUUCCACAAACUCAACAACCGUUUCCACAACCUCAACAACCGUUUCCGCAAUCACAACAACCAUUUCCGCAACCACAACAACCGUUUCCGCAACCACAACCACAACAACCGUUUCCGCAACCACAACAACCAUUUCCGCAACCGCAACAACAACAACCGUUUCCACAACCCCAACAACCGUUCCCGCAACCAUUGGUGCAGCAACAACAACCGCUUUUCCAGCAAAUUAUGCAACAACAGUUGAACCAGUGCCAAGAGUUCCUCGUGCAGCAGUGCAAACCAGUGGCGAAAGUGCCGUUCCUCUCGUGGAUCUUUCAACAGAGCAGCUGCCAGGUGAUGCAACAACGAUGUUGCCAACAACUGGUGCAGAUCCCAAAGCAGCUCCGGUCCCCCGCCAUACAUAGCAUCGUGAACGCCAUCAUCGUGCGGCAGCAACAACAACAACCAUUCCAGCCUCAGCCACAACAGGUGGGCCAGGGUUUCAUCCAACCUCAGCAGCUAGCUCAGUUCCAGGCGAUGAGGAUGUAUGCGCUACAAACCCUGCCGGCGAUGUGCAAUGUGGAGGUCCCGUUGUACUAUUCCACGGACCCAUUCGGCAGCAUCGGCAAUCAGCUAUACAUUACAGCCAGUUCAGUUUUGGAGCCUGAUCUGGAGCUCCCGCUGCCUCGAUCCGCUGCCUCCGGCCAUCAAUGUUGCCGGCCGGCCGGCUGUCUUCGGGCCCAUCCCGGCCGUCUUCUCAUCUCGCCGGCGCCAACACCGGCCGUGCCCGGCCCCGGCCCCGGCCGUCCCGCCGGCACAUCUACCGGCCGCGUCUUCUGCAGGCCCGUCCUGGCCGUGCCUCUGCCGGCCGCCUUCGCCUCGGGUCCUGCCGUGCCUCUGCCGGCCGCGCCGCCUGCCGGCCAGCCCCGGCCGUACCUGCUGCUGGCCGCCUUCGCCUCGGGCCCGGCCGUGCCUCUGCCGGCCGCAUCCGCGUCGGCCCGCCCCGGCCGUGCUUGCUCCGGCCGCUGCUCCGGCCGGCCACGAAAAUCUGGAUCGGGCCAGAUCCAGAUCUGA